Messenger RNA from Durusdinium trenchii, 997 nucleotides. Lineage: Eukaryota; Dinophyceae; Suessiales; Symbiodiniaceae. The record is from the annotation of a GenBank genome assembly.
UGGCUUCGACUCAAGUGGACGAUGCGUUCGGAGUGCGAUGAUAAUGUCUGAAUUCUCCAAUGGUUGAGGAGGAAAGUGAAAUCGAAGCAAGCAGCAAAGAGCGACUGCAGAGGAAAAAGAGCUCUCGAUCGCUUCAAAGGCGAAAUCAUUUGGGUGCCUCAACUAUCCAAAGCUCCAGUUCACUCAAGGGUGAGGAGGGCUCAGACUCAGAGGUGGAGUCUGAGAGUUCUGAGGAGGAUCCACAGGAUCUCACACAACAGAAUUAUUGCCCCGGGCAAUUGCUCCAGGCCUUGACCAGCAAGUGGAAAGGACAUACUGAAAAGAUGGUGGUCCAAAUCAUCAGAUCGGGUGUUGACAUCAAUGAGAAACUCACGGAGCCGUGGGACCCAGGCUUUGCCAAUUUUAAGCAAACGGUUGGCGCAGAGCCACUACAUUUUGCUGUUCGCCUUGGUUUAUUGAAGGCAUGCACGGCGCUUCUUGAGUGCAAUGCGGACAUUGAUGCCCAGACCAACACAGGUGUUUCAGCUUUAAUGGUCGCAGUGAUGUUCAACCGUUUGGAUGUUGCGAGACUUUUGGUUGAUGCGAAGGCCAGUGUCCUCCGCCAAGAUCAGAACGGUUUGUCUGUCACUGACAUUGCCAUUUUGGAGGGAAACCCGCAGAUGGUCCAGAUGCUUUUGGAGCGGGAAAAGCAGGAGGAUGAAGAGAUGGAGGCUGAGGUCAUGCAAGGGGCCAUAGAUGCGGGGGCGGACAUCUCCCUGCUGCCACCUGUUGACAAGUCGCUUGCUUUAGACGAGCAAGAAAUCCUCCGGCAAAUGCUUAAGAAAGGGUCUUAAUUGAAUCUUGGUGUCCUCACAACUUCAGCUGGCGAAAUGCACCGCUGGAGAAAAGGAUUGUGCAUUUAUGACACAAGUACAAGUAGUCUCAAGUCUACAUCCUUGCUUUUGUUUUAGCCUCAAAGCAUAGUCCCGACCAGCAAAACUCAUGGGCCCUGUUGCUG